This is a messenger RNA of Rhodamnia argentea, 1547 nucleotides long. Its product is annotated as pathogenesis-related genes transcriptional activator PTI6-like. The record is from RefSeq and is a predicted model, not a curated record. Lineage: Eukaryota; Viridiplantae; Streptophyta; Magnoliopsida; Myrtales; Myrtaceae. Gene Ontology annotation, biological process: regulation of DNA-templated transcription. The transcript has a single exon. Gene Ontology annotation, molecular function: DNA-binding transcription factor activity; DNA binding. Bases 564 to 1505 code for a protein of 313 amino acids.
UCAAACCCCCGAGAUUUAAGAUUUUCCAAUAUCGGACCCCACAAGCAAAAUGGAAAAUUAAGGAAAUAAUUUCCUCUUGGGUGGUUUUCGGAUCCUCCUAUAAAGGAGGGAUCUCUGCGCUUUGACUCUUCUCACUCUUUUAUUUAUUCUCUCUCUCUGCAAAAAUCUCCUCCUCAUCCUCCUCCUCCUCCUCCUCCUCCUCCUCUCUGUACUGUUCCAUUCUCCGUUCAAAAGGCUCUUCCUUUUUCCUCUCUCGAUCCUGCCCUGCCAGUGAUGUUGAUGAUUCCUCUCUCUGUUUCGCCACAGCAGCAUCGUUUUGUUCACAUAGAGUGCUCUUUGUUGUUCUUGGGGGUCUCCUCCUUGAUUCCUUGUCUUUCUUCGGUUACCAUCUCAUUAAAGACCGUCUCCGUUAAAGAAGAAAGGCGUAAAAGCUCGUCGUGUUCUCCAACUUUAACGCUCCUCACUCUCGGCUGCUGUUGAAUCCUGAACCCCACACCCUGUUUUCAUCCUUCCACUCUCUCUCUUCCUCUGGAGACAUCUCACUGCCUCUCCCACUCUCACUCAUGGACCGACCAUUUCUGUGUCCGUGUCCGUGCCCGCCAUCUUCCUCUUCUUGUUCUUGUUCUUCUUCGAUCAAGUACUCCGAGCACCGCACCGUCAGCAACAAGCUCGCCGGAGAGCUGGCGUCGCCGUCGUCCAUGUCCAGGAUCGUGAGGAUCUCGUUCACCGACGAGGACGCGACCGACUCGUCGAGCGACGAGGAAGGAGGAGGGCCGGCUUCGCGCUGCCGGGUCAAGAAGUACGUGAGCGAGAUCCGAAUCGAGGAAGACUCUGUUUCGCGGCCCGGAAACAGAGCUGCCAACGGCGAGAGGGGAGCCAGCAGCGGCAAGGCGAGGCCUAAAGCGAAGCAGCAGCAGCAGGCGCCGGAGGGGGGGAGGAGGUACAGAGGGGUGAGGCGGAGGCGGUGGGGGAGGUGGGCGGCGGAGAUUAGAGAUCCCGUGAAGCGGACGAGGAUCUGGCUCGGCACUUACGACACAGCGGAGGAAGCCGCCCUUGUCUACGAUCGAGCCGCCAUACGAAUCAAGGGCCCAGAUGCACAAACCAACUUCACGAGGCCAACAAUCGAGGUGCCCACCGCGGCGCCCAACUCGGCAAAAGGCGGUGGUGUAGUUGGUCGGAAUCAGAGCCUUUCGUCUCCGACGUCGGUGUUGAGGUUUCAGACGAGCGAGGAAGGUGAGCCCGAGUCCAAGGUGGUCGACCGGGGCGACUGGCCACCGGCUCAGCAGGUUCCCGAGGACGAGAUGUGUCUGCUGGAUCCGGUUUUCUUGAGGGGCUUUUUCGACCCGGAAAGCCCCGGCCCGGUUUUCUUGGAAGAGAUGGCCGGGGCCGACGCGAUUUCGAGAGACGAAGCGGAUCAAGCGUGCUUCGAGUUCUCAGAAGACGAUCUCAGGUCCUGGAAAUGGGACAUGGAUAAUUAUUUUCAAGAUCCUCUGGUGCUCCACUGAUACCCCUUAAUGGCCAGUUCCAUAGUUGGGAUUUUCGUUGAU